CUGCCGCCGCGCACCCCCGGCCCCCGAGCCCGGCGCUGCAGGAUGCCGGGGGGCAAGAGAGGGCUGGUGGCACCGCAGAACACCUUCCUGGAGAACAUCGUCCGGCGCUCCAGCGAAUCCAGUUUUUUGUUGGGAAACGCCCAGAUUGUGGACUGGCCCGUAGUUUAUAGUAAUGACGGAUUUUGUAAACUCUCUGGAUACCACCGAGCUGACGUCAUGCAGAAGAGUAGCACCUGCAGUUUUAUGUAUGGUGAACUGACAGACAAGAAGACCAUUGAGAAAGUCAGACAGACUUUUGACAACUAUGAGUCAAACUGCUUUGAAAUUCUCCUCUACAAGAAAAACCGAACCCCAGUUUGGUUCUACAUGCAAAUUGCACCUAUAAGAAAUGAGCAUGAAAAAGUGGUUUUGUUCUUGUGCACUUUUAAGGAUAUCACUUUAUUCAAACAACCGAUCGAAGAUGAUUCAACAAAAGGUUGGACGAAGUUUGCCCGGCUGACGCGGGCGCUGACCAACAGCCGGAGCGUCCUGCAGCAGCUGACGCCGAUGAACAAAGCUGAGGUGGUGCACAAGCACUCCCGCUUAGCUGAAGUUCUCCAGCUGGGAUCUGAUAUUCUUCCUCAGUACAAACAAGAAGCUCCAAAGACUCCACCACACAUUAUACUCCACUAUUGUGCUUUUAAGACCACCUGGGACUGGGUCAUCUUAAUUCUAACCUUCUACACAGCAAUCAUGGUUCCAUAUAACGUGUCCUUCAAGACAAAGCAGAACAACAUUGCCUGGCUUGUGCUGGACAGUGUCGUGGAUGUUAUUUUUCUGGUUGACAUUGUUUUGAACUUUCACACGACCUUUGUUGGCCCCGGGGGAGAGGUUAUAUCUGAUCCCAAGCUCAUACGGAUGAACUACCUGAAGACGUGGUUUGUGAUUGAUCUUCUGUCCUGUUUACCAUAUGACAUCAUCAAUGCCUUUGAGAAUGUGGAUGAGGGAAUCAGUAGCCUCUUCAGUUCCUUAAAAGUGGUGCGCCUUCUACGGCUCGGUCGGGUGGCCAGGAAGCUGGACCAUUAUCUGGAAUAUGGUGCUGCUGUGCUGGUGCUGUUGGUGUGUGUGUUUGGGCUGGUGGCCCACUGGCUGGCCUGCAUCUGGUACAGCAUCGGGGACUACGAAGUCAUAGAUGAACUGACCAACACCAUCAAAACGGACAGUUGGCUCUACCAGCUGGCCUUGAGCAUCGGGACCCCAUAUCGCUACAACACCACGGGCUCGGGCCAGUGGGAAGGAGGGCCCAGCAAAGACUCCUUGUACAUAUCCUCUCUCUACUUUACCAUGACAAGCCUUACAACGAUAGGAUUUGGGAACAUAGCACCAACCACGGAUGGGGAGAAGAUUUUCUCGGUGGCCAUGAUGAUGGUUGGCUCUCUUCUUUAUGCAACUAUUUUUGGAAACGUCACCACCAUUUUCCAGCAAAUGUAUGCCAACACGAACCGGUACCAUGAGAUGCUGAACAAUGUGAGGGAUUUCCUAAAAUUAUAUCAAGUCCCAAAAGGCCUUAGUGAAAGAGUCAUGGAUUAUAUUGUCUCAACCUGGUCCAUGUCUAAAGGAAUUGACACAGAAAAGGUCCUCUCGAUCUGCCCCAAGGACAUGAGAGCAGACAUUUGCGUGCACCUGAACCGGAAAGUUUUCAACGAGCACCCUGCCUUCCGGCUGGCCAGCGACGGCUGCCUGCGAGCCCUGGCCGUGGAGUUCCAGACCAUCCAUUGCGCCCCGGGGGACCUCAUCUACCACGCUGGGGAAAGCGUUGAUGCUCUUUGCUUUGUGGUCUCAGGAUCCUUGGAAGUCAUCCAGGACGACGAGGUGGUGGCUAUUUUAGGUAAAGGUGAUGUGUUUGGUGAUAUCUUCUGGAAGGAAACCAGCCUGGCCCAUGCCUGUGCCAACGUACGGGCCCUGACAUACUGCGAUUUGCAUAUAAUUAAGCGAGAGGCCUUGCUGAAAGUGCUGGACUUUUACACCGCUUUUGCAAACUCCUUCUCGAGGAACCUCACGCUCACCUGCAAUCUCAGGAAGCGGAUCAUCUUCCGGAAGAUCAGCGAUGUCAAGAAGGAGGAAGAGGAGCGCCUGCGCCAGAAGAACGAGGUGACGCUGAGCAUCCCUGUGGACCACCCUGUGCGGAAACUCUUCCAGAAAUUCAAGCAGCAAAAGGAGAUGCGCAAUCAAGGCUCGACCCACAUGGACCCGGAGCGGAACCAGCUGCAGGUGGAAAGCAGGAGCGUGCAGAACGGGGCCUCCAUCACGGGCACCAGCGUGGUCACCGUGUCCCAGAUCACCCCCAUCCAGACCACGCUGGCGUACAUGAAAACCAGCGAGGCCGUGAAGCAGAACAACCGCGACGCGAUGGAGCUCAAGCCGAACGGAAACGGAGACCAGAAAUGUCUCAAAGUGAACAGCCCCAUGCGGAUGAAAAACGGGAACGGGAAAGGGUGGCUUCGGCUGAAAAACACCAUGGGGACCCACGAGGAGAAGAAGGAGGACUGGAACAACGUCACAAAGGCUGAAUCCAUGGGGUUGCUGUCCGACGACCCCAAGUCCAAUGACUCGGAGAAUGGUGUAAAUAAAAACCCACUGAGGAAAACAGACUCUUGUGACAGUGGAAUAACAAAAAGUGACCUUCGCUUGGAUAAAGCUGGUGAGACUCGCAGCCCCCUGGAGCACAGCCCCAUCCAGGCGGAUGCUAGGUGUCCUUUCUACCCCAUUCCUGAGCAGGCCUUACAAACCACGCUGCAGGAAGUCAAGCACGAACUCAAAGAAGAUAUCCAGCUGCUAAGCAGUAGGAUGGCUGCCCUUGAGAAGCAGGUGGCAGAAAUUUUAAAAAUAUUGUCCGAAAAGAACGUAUCCCAGCUCUCUUCCCCCAAGUCUCAUUUAUCACCCCAGUCCCCCCCCCAGAUACCCUGUCAGGAUAUUUUUAGCGUUUCAAGGCCUGCAUCACCUGAAUCUGAAAAAGAUGAAAUCCACUUUUAGCAUAUACCUAUGUGUAUAUAUGUAUACAGUAUAUAUGCAGAGGUGUAUAUAUACCUUUAUACAUAUAUAUAUAUGUGUGUGUGUAUACGGUAAAUAUAUAUACAUAUAUAUUUUCACUUGCAUCCAAUAUGACUUGAACACACCAAGGAUUUUGAUAUGUAAAUAUUGCAUGUCCAGCUGGAUUCUGGCCUGCCAAAGAAAGCAAUUAUUAACAUAGAUAUAGCUUGUAUAAUAUGCAGUUGACUGCAUGCACACUUUACAUUUAUUUAUAAUCUCUAUUAUGUAAUAAAAUAAUGACUUUUGUUUAACAAAGGCAAUGUACUAUUUAAAGAAUCAGGGUCUAACCUGCCAAUAUUGCCAUGACAGUUUUGAUCUCAGGCUGGGUGAAUUGAGCUUUUACUUUCUCCUGUCUUUUCUGCCGAGUUAAGCAGUAGAUUAAUAUGAUGUGAAGGACAUGUUCAGGCUCCUGUUAGUAUUGUUUCCUGGUAUCAUUCCACAAUGAUAUACUGUAUAUUUGGUGGUGAAUUCCCCUACUCCUUCUAAAGGGAGGGCUCAGCUCAGUGGGCAGGGAAGGGCACUGUGCCUGGUGCUAGGGUGGAUCAGUGGAAUUUACUUGUGUGGGUAUUGUGCAUGCACAGCCUUUUAUUUCAAGUAUCCUCCUGCUCUUUUAACAUCGUAAGUAAGAAAUAAUAAUAAGAAUAAUAAGAAUAAUAAUAAUGGUGAUUUAUGUAACAAAAUGAAACUAACAGAAACUCUCAGUUGUGCUCCCUGAGUGUUUGGGGGUAACUUAUUUCUUGAAAGCCUCCUUUUACUGAUGUCAUUUUUACUGAACUGUUAGAGUAACAUUAUGUAAAUUCUCUUUGCAGCACUCAGUGGUGGUGUCCAGUUCUGUCAGUAUCUUCAUUAGCAUGUCCCAUUUUUGUAGGGUUGAGGUUGCUCUCCCACUGUCCCCCCAAUUGCCCCUGGCAGAAAGACUUGGCACGAGGUCUGAGCAAGGGAGAGAACACUCAUAGUUCAGCUUCUUGGGAACCACGUGAGCAGGUUUGAAAGCCUGAAGUUAAAAGGCUGUGGUUAACACCCCUCCACUCUCCUUCACGAGUAAAUUUAUCAGUCUGCAGCUGCCUUUAGAAAGAGAGAAAAUAACUGGUCAGGAUGAAAUUCUCUUUAGUGCAAGGUGCUUGGGUGAUGAUGUGUGUGUGGGUGGGAGAGUUGUGGGUGUGCUGGGGAGGUGGAGUCCUCCCUGGAGUGCUGUUCGUGCCUUGGGCUCGUGGAAAGUUUCAGAGCAUGGAGGGGGCACAUUUCAAGAGCAGGCUUGCAGUGCCCACACAGCAAGGUCCCACAUGGACUGAGUCCCUCAGGUCUGUGUCAGAGGCUCUGAUCCUCCUCUUAGCUGACUCCCAUUGGCAUCUUCCAGCCUUGGACCAUGCUCAGACCCGCUCUCCACCUCCCAGCCUGGAGCAUUGCUCUCAAGGCACUGCUGGCUUUGCAGGGCUGCAGCAGGGCAGGCUUUGCACUGGAUCCUGUUUGAUGUCCUCUUUGGAGCUGAGCUUUUGGACUCUGCUUGGGUCUGCCCCUGAGUGUGGUGGGGAUUUUUGCCUCUCUAUUUGCUGUGGUUUGAGUCCAGGUACACAAGAUGCAUAGCAGAAAUUGCCAUUGCAGCUUCAGAGCUGUUACCUGAGGUAUCUUGAGGCCAGCCCAGCAAAGCACAGUGGCUCCUUCAGAAAAGGAUCCCCCCUGCCUCUGACUUAAAUGACCUCUUGCAUCGAAAUUCCAUGUUUUCAGAAGUGCCUGGAGUAAAACAUGUAUGUACCACAAGGCAUCACUAUGAAUCAGGUAUAUCAAAUACAUGGUUAUAAUUAGUGAGUAUUCUAACCACACACCAGUGUUAGAUCCAUUUUUUAACAUUAGAAAACUAGACUAAACGAAAUCACUUCCUGAAAAAUUAACAAAAUCCCUAAAACUUAAGCAAACCAUCAUUUGUAGUAGUGGCAAUUAGGAAUCUACAUCUUAGGGUGAGCAUAUCUUCGACUGUGAAAUCCAAAAAUCCAAACCCAUAAACCUCCAAAAGCUUAUAAGAAAGCCCAAGAAGUUAUUGCUUCUGUUGUGUUAACUCAUGGAGGCUUUUUGGGCGAUGAUAGUUUUUUCUGUCCUGUUUCUGCCCCUUUCUUUAGGAAAUUAGAGAUAGCAAAAAAAAAAAGAAAAAAAAAGAGGGAAGAAUAAAAAGCCACUGUAAGGGACAGCUCUUCCCAAAACCUGGUGAUCAGACCACUUGCUCAUUAUAGUUCUCCACAGCUGCAGUUGCCUCUGUCAACAUUUUCAGCUGUAUUUUGCAGCUGCUAUUCUGACACAAGUACAAGUCCAUGACUCUGCAGCCGCGGUUUGGACUGCAAGAACAACCUGCACCUGCAGAACAACAGGACCUCCCAUGUCCUGUUAUAAAUCCCACCCUGGGACUCUGGAGGAAUGGGGUGGGGGUCAUGGGUUAGGGAGUUAACAGGGUUGCUGCAGGCUGCUGGAGUCUGCACAGACCUUGUGGGUACAGUUUAAGUGCCAAGAUUUCAUGUGUUGAAUGUUCUUGCCUGACUUGGUCUGCUGGUUAAGACAGACACACAGCCACUGCCCAGGGCUGCCUGGUGAAUAGCUGAGUCACAUAGGCUCAGUCUGGGGGCCAGACUUCGUUAAAAUUCCUGGAAUGCAUGAACCUGCCAUGAAGUGAUGCUGCAAAAGAGACAGCAGGAUAAUGGGGGUUGGCUUUGUUAGAAAGCUUUAGCCUUAAUGGCAUUCCUCUGCCUUUGUGACAGACUGCUUUUCUUUCUCUGUAGCUGAUGUUCAUUCUAGGUAGAACUGCAUGGCAUGCAAAGGGAUCUCUGUUUAGGUUUAUCUUGCAAGUCAGGUGUAACUUUGUGCCACUUUACAAUGAGAGAAUGUGUUAACAGGAUUAGUCUGACCUUGAAAAUCAUUUGGGCGGGCCCAGAAUGUCUAUUACAGUUCAAGUGCAGCUUGAGUGGUUCAAAUGUGUAGUGGCUAAACAGUGUAAAAUACCAAGUUCGUGAAACAAAUACAGUGUCUCCAGGUCUGUUUCUAGUGCUGCUUUGGCUCUGAUAUUCCAACACCGUCCAUUGCAAGUUCAGUGGAAUGAGCUUCUACCUUGCAGAAAGCAGUGGUGUGGCGUGAUGGGUGUCCCGCAGGCACAGUCAGUGCAGCCUGUGGAUGGGCUGUGUGCUGGGAGAGGCCCAGUUUGUGGGGUUGACUCUGGCUGGUGCAAUUCUGAAGGACUUUGCCUCCAGAAUCCAUGUUGGGAGCAUUACAUGUUGUUUCGUGGAGUUGUUAGCAGUUCGUCUCUCCUGUCCCCUCGCGCUGUGCAUGAUGUGAUGAGUGACUGGGGCAUUCCUUCUCUGUUAAAAAGCAUGAGUCAGUCCUGUAGUUCAGGCUGGACUGAAAGUAACCUCCUGUAGUCAUUAAGUGCAACAAGGACACCAAGGUGUCAUUUCCAUCCAAGCCAGUGCUCAAGCAGUGACGCACCACACGGAGGGAGCUCUCAGCUGCAUGCUUUCCUUUUCUUUCCUUGAAGAGCUCCAAACCUGUACAGAUGUUCCUGCCAGACGCUGGGAACAGCAUCCUUAGCACCUCCCCUGUGCUUUGUGUGUCCAGAGCAUUUUGCGUACACACAAGUGGAUUUUAUCUUUCUGGACUUUGGAAUAGAAAUAAAACGUGUACAGAAAAUGUGUACAGAAGAGUAAGCACUUCCCAAAGCAAAAGAACUAGAGUGCUUUUAAUAGCUUUUUUUGUGUAAUGUUGCAUAUAAGAGAUAGAACAGCACUUCAGGAUAAUUACUGAAAAAAAAUUGUUGUAGUGAGGAUUCAGUUCUUCUGAAUUUGUAUUUGUAAGUCAUUUUUUUUCUGUCUUUGCCAGGGCAUGGGGGUUAGAGCAGAGCUGAUUCUGGAAGUGACAAACUUAAGCUUUGUCCAUUUUUCUUUUCCCUGUUCUGCAGAAGUAGCACAACUAUAGGGGCUCGAUGCUGCUGGCACCAAAGUUUGGGCUCAUUGCUAGACUCAAGUUCAGUCUUCAUUUACCACCACAUGGAGAAUAACCCUGUUGCACAGGUGUGACCUGAAGGUUGAAUCUGAUAAUCUUACUGGACUUUAAUAUGUAUUUUGAAUCCCAGGACAGUUUCAGAGGACUGGCAGCUGCAGAAAUAAUGUUGUACUCUUUGCGAAGCUGAGAGCAGUCGCUCUGGAAGUAACAGACCGUUCCACAGACGUCAUCAUUUGCAUGGGUCAGAAAACAGAUGUUGUGCUCAUGAAAUAGCUUAGAGGCUUUUUGGGGAAAAGGAUGUCUGAACUGGAAGGGAAAACAAAAAAACGCCAAAGGUUUAAUGUGGAAUUUGGGAGUGAGGACAUAGAAGGAUAUAUUGUGAGAAAUUGACACUUUUUUACUUGGAUUUUGAGCAUUUAGAAAACCCAAGCCUAUCUUUUUGGAUGUCAGAAUAGGACAGAUUGUUUCUUAAAAUAAAUAUUUUUUUCCCUAAGUUAGGUGGCGUCUAAGUGAUACCUGCUUUGUUUUUUUUAAAAAAAAAAAAAAUCAAAUACCAUUUUCCUACAGAGGAGGGUUGAAUGGAUUUUGUUAACGUUGCUCUUAAUAGGCUGUAGGAGGAAAAGUUUGAUCCAUCUAGAUUUCCACAUCUGGGAAUAUUUUUUAUAACUAUCCCUUAAUUUUUUUGGUACAAAUGGAUAGCACAAUCUCUAUGUGUUUUACUGGGUUUAAUAUGCUAUGAUGCAUUUCCAGAUGAAAUACAUUCUUAAAGCAAAGUGCUGAAUGGAGCUAAAAUUGACAAAAAGUCCACAUUUCUUCUGGUAGAAAAGCAGUGAAUGUUCUUACUGACAUAAAGAGUAUUGUGCAAAGAUCAGUGCUGUGAUAUCUAACAAAUGACAAACAAACUAAAAUCAUCCUUCUGGGUGCAUUUAGUCAGGCAGAAAAUUGACCUUGUAGUGCACAGUGGGACAAGAAGGCACAUAUUGAUUUUGAAUACUCAAAUGGCAGAAGCAUUCGAAAAGGGCUUGACCAGGCCAUGCUGAAUAAAUUGUAUUUAUUUAUUAUGUUAUGUUAAUCAGCCUCAUGAUGCAUGGCACGUGGAGCCAGGAAUCUGGGGCAAGAUUCUCACAAACUUUUUCAUCUGUUUUCUAUAAAGCAGAUAAGUGCUUUUCAUCAUUAUUUUCUUCUUGGAGAUGCGAGCUUGCUUGGCCCACAGUCUGAAACUACUGGUGUGCACCCACUCUAUGUCUGGCUGUCUGCCAUGAAUGCAUCAAUUAGCCAUAAUUAAAAGCCCUUUAAAAAGGAUUUUGUGUUAGGUUGGGCUCAGCCCUCCCCACUCCAGUGACAAGACUUUAUGUUGUGUGGUUGAGAGCAGAUUCAGUUCAGACUGAGCAGUAGCACAGUAUAUUUCUGCCUGUCUGCAGAGGAUGUGUAGACACACCAUAUGGAUCUAUACCUACCCAUUUGGAAUGGGAAUUCAGAUCUGGCUCGUUCCAGGCAGGUGUUUCAGACAGGUGGGAUAAAUCCUGCUCCGGCGGUGCCAGUCUCUCAUCAUUUACUGCAGAGUAAUAACUUCAGAUUAGACACUUGAUUUGUAGCCUGCUAGGGGGUAAAUGAAGUUAAUCCAACCCAUGAUUCAAGCUCCCAGACUGAUGUUGUUUGUAUAAAAGGUGUCUCUAAAAGGGUCUGCUUACCAUCUUGCCAGCACAGAAGCACUUUCCUGUGGCUGUGACUAACAGUAAGGGGAGCACUGAAAUGUCUCAGCAUGCAGCCAGAAACAAAGUGUUCACAUCCUAAAUUGUUAAUGAGAUCUCCAUAAAUAUACUCAGAUGCUCAGUUCUUGGCUUGUGGUGAUCAGAUUUUUAACUUUUUGCCUCAAUACCAUGACAGGAUAGUCCAUGAACCCUCAUUUUCACAGGUGUGUAACAGCUGAGGUGCUCUUCAUCGUGAUGUGCAAUGCCAAGGCACAGAGGGACACCAUCAGACAAUUUUUGGGCAGUGAAAGACUGACACCCAUUUGGGAUCUUUGGCUGCUCUGGGGUAUUUAGGAUUAUAGGAGUUUUCCCACUGAGCUGUGUCAUGCAGUGGACAGAGGCCAAGGCUUGGAAAUCCAUCAAAGGGAGAUGUUGUACCAAAGAGCUUCCAGGGCAGACAGAGGUGGUGGCCCAGGCCACAGCAGAGCCCUGGCUCUGUGCUUGCAGUGGGAAGACAGAGGGGAGAGGGAGGAGAAGGUUCUAAAGAAUGCUGUCCAAAAAUGGUGACAACAUUCCACUGAGGCCAGUAUUGACUUCUCUCUGCAUAGUGCCUGUUUCUGUCCUCAUAAUUAAUUUAUUUGGAAGUUGGCAGGCUCCUCUUCCUUCAGGUGGUGUGUAAGGAUGAGGCUGGCAGACUUUUUGGGGGUGACAGCUGUGGGACAGGGAAAGGCCGUUAGAGGAGACUCAAAUAUAUGCUGCUAGGGGGAAAUGUGGGCUUCAGGAGAGCCAAAGCUCUUCCAGUGUCCCAAAAACCUACUGGAAAGGGGCUUAUAGUAUCUAAAUUAUGUAGCAUCAGUGCAUGGACUCUGUAUUUGCAGCUGGCCCUACUGUGAACAGAGGGGGUUGGACCAAGUGGUUUCCAAAAAAUCCCAAGUUGUGUUGUUUUAUUAUCUGGUGAUUCUGUAGAUUUUAAUAGCACAAACAGGAGGUAAAAUUUGAAGGUUCUUAGUUAUGUCCUAUUUUUUUCUGGUUUUCAGUUUAAAUACCAUGCUGAGGAACGUGUAGCCAAAUUUCAAGAUAGUAGCUGUGAGAGCCAAUACUCAUCAAACAGACAGCAGAGAAAUCUGGCAUAUUCUAAAACUAUGGCAUAUAAAUAAAUUAAGCCUUUCGUUGGGCAUCAGCUAAAAUCCACACUUGGUGCCAAACACUGAGAAUAAUGUCUCAGUGACUAUGCAGUUUCUGGAAGCAGUGGGCUGAUAUGGAUACAUCAACAACACCCACACCCUCUUCCAGCCUCCUCCCCAGUCCAGUGAACGGUGAUUACAGUGUCUGAAAAUGCCAUCACAGUAUCAGUAGCAUCUGAGCUGUUUUCCAGUGCUGCCCUGACAGACAUGCACAUCUAAGGCUGUAGGAAAUGUGUAGGUUUCUCAUUAGUGGCUGGGUCUGGAGGUGGUUCUCAGCCCUAUGGAUUCUCAUCCCUCUGGAUUCUCAUCGCUCUGGAUUCAGCCUGCUCCUCUCACAAUGUGUGGGCACCAUCUCUGAGAAGGCCUGGGCUUGUCCAAAGGGUCUGGGCACAUCCAUGGGUCCUGUGCACAUUCCUAGGGUCUGCCCAAGCCCCAUUCCCAGGCUUAUUCCCUACUUGUCUAGCCCCAUUCAAAGGUUUACACCUGACCCUAUGAGAUUAUUAGAUGUUUUUCCAGACUCUGUAACCUCUUCAGUCUCUGUGAUGGCUCACAGGGCUACUCACAAAAUCCUUUGCAAUCUGUGGCUUAGCAACAAGUCUCCAAAUUAAACAGGAAUAACAGGGCAAGCCUUCUGCCAUUCUCAGGGCAUUAUUUUAUUAAACAAACCUUCGAUUUUGUUUUAUUUUGUUUUAUUUUAUUUUAUUUGUGGCCAUUUUGUACACUCUUGAGCAGCACAGUGUUCCACAGAAUGGCAGGGACUGGGGUGUUUGUGGGUUUUAAUGAGCCAGUUUGAGAAGGGGAACUCAAGUGAGACACCACCUUCUGCCAUGUGUGUGAUCAUUCCCUCUGGCUUCCUACUCCAGCUACACUUCGGGUGAACUUCACCCCCAGCAGCAAUUUGAACCAGUGCCAUGUAGUGAUAGCAGAAGUUCUCUGUAUUUCCUCAGCCAGACCUAGGGCUCUGCUCAUCGUCUCCGUGUGUGCUAUGCCAAGACAUGUGGGCACUUUUCCUGUCCUGGACUUGUUUUCAGUAGAAUUUCCUGAGAUGUUCCACCUCUUUUAUCUGUCACCACUUCGUUUUACUAGAAAAAGAAAAAAAACAAAUAGCAUUUUCUGACUGAUCACUGGGAAUUCGCUUGCAUCCAAGCCUGCUGCCAGGACCAUUAGUUGGAGGUCACAGUUCAGUUUGUAAAUUGGGUGUCUUAUCUGAGCUCUCAUGAAAAAAAGCAUUUUUUUUCCCAAGAAAAGGAAAAUUUCUGCUCUGCUUCUAAUUAGUCCUCUGUUGUCCCUGCAGGAUUAAUUAUUGCCUUCUUCACUCGAAUCAUCAAAUGCUGUUUGGCAACAGCUUCUUUUUUUUAUUUUAUUUUAGGUGUAAUUAGGAGUCCUGGCAUUACAAACAAGCUCAGUCAGGUUGUACCUUAAAAUUACAGAACUGAAAUGUCACCUAAACUAGUAGUUUAAACCCAGCUUUUGAAUACCAACAAUCCCAUUGCAGUCAGUGGAUGUUUAGAGCUCAUUCCUUUGGGGUCAUCAGUAGGUCAGUGUGAACAUCCUUCUCCUGAAAUCAAUCACAGAAGGGGUGGUGGUAUUCUGCAGGGUCCUCCCACAAUGGGACUUUUAGAAAAGGAAUUUGGGGGCAAGGAUGCAAUGGCACCUCCCAACCCUUCCUACUGCCUGUUGAUGGUCUGUAGAUUCCCAGCCACAUCUCUUUUCUAUUUAAAGCAAGGUUGAGGGCCACCCACUGCCUAAUUCUAUCAAGUGGUAAAUUGAAUGUAUUGGGUGGGAGAGGCAGUAGCCAAUAAAUAAGGCAGGAUUUGGGUGUUAAAAAUCUUCCUGGUGGGAAUUGGGCAAGCUACCAGAAAGACAAUAAAGCAUUUAUCUGGCAAUGCAUGCCAAAGGAAUGCUAAACAUGUGAGCAGGACAAUUUAUUGAUACCAGUGGAAAAGCUCAUUAGCGUUGAAGUGCAAAGCAGGUCUGCAAAUGUACCUUUCAGUUGUCCCAAUAAAAUCCCUGCACUUGGACAAGGGGAGCUGUGGCUUGUUCCCGUGGAGGGUAGAAUUGGCUAAUGAGCUUUCCCAGAAAACUUGCACACAAACCGAGUUUUCUCAAAUGUAAUAGUUGGCACUAUUUCCCUCCUGUGGGCACAUUUCACAACUGACCUCAGUGUCAGCCUCCCACUGCCUCUGCUUUCACAGGGAUUCAGAGAUGCUCCUAAAGCUGGUACUGCAGCAUUUCUCCUAGGGCAGGUUCAUUCCCCCCCUUACUUGUCACUGAUGGUUGAUUAUUUGCCUUUUGAGAGAUCAGUGGCCCUGUAAAGGAUGUAGGACUCCCCAACAAAGCUGCAGCUUGUGAGGCUGUGGUGAAGGUAAAGGUUCACCAUAUUUUGUCUGAAAAACAUGCCAGCCAUAAAAAUACUCUUGCUAACUGUUUAAAGUUCCAAUGCCUUAUCAGCACAGUUUAUGUAACAAAAUCCCAUUAGUACUGCCAACCAUUCUCACAUGAAUUAGGACAUUAUAUGCUUCAUAAACCUUACAUACCUAUUGACUGUUCUUAUUCACAGAGACUUUGCUGGGCUUUUAUGUGCAGGUGUAGCUGCAUAUCUUGGGUUAAUUUCUGUGUUUUGAAGGCUAGGUAAUAUGAAGCAGGAUAUUUUCCACAAUGAAUUGCAGUGUAUCCCUUCCUUGUUUGUUUGUUUAUAUCUUUUCUCUUUCUCUCUCCUUCCUUCCUUCCUUGUUUUCUUGCCUAGAUCAUUAGGCUAGCAAAUUGUAGAAAUGGGGAGAUUGAUUAAGUGAUGUUGCAUCAGCAGAUUUAAUGAGAUAAUGAUCUGUUUUGCUAUUUGUGUUCAGAAGAAAUAAUAUGCCAAUAAGAAUGGUAGCAAGCGCUGAUUUUUUAAUGGCCAGCUUAAAUACCAGCCAGUGACUAAGUGGUUCAGUAAAGUGAUCUCAGCAGCUCUUCUAAAUUGUGUUCUCUGUUUUGGAGGUAAAUAUUUUCAAUAUUUGAGCAUCUUGUGUUAAUAUUCUUACUAAGGUCAGUGGAAAUCUUUCCAUUAAUUUCUCUAACUCUAACCCAGUUCUCGCAGAGGGACCAGGACGCUGAGUCCCAGUGUGGGCUGAGCUUUCUCAAAACUGAGAACUGUGGGUACUAGAAUUUUAAUUUCAGGCCCUUGUCUAAUGCAAAUGGCUCCAAGAUUUCAUGCCCUACUAAAUGCUGCAUGCUGAAUGCAGAAAUGUAGAGGACGUGUUUGAAGAUUGGGACAGCAAGAUGAAUUGCCAUAAAAAUCAGCUGAACCAAUCAGGGAAAGGGCACUUUUUAAUUAAGACAUAUUUGAAUCCAAAAGACACGUUCUUGGUGUCUGAACUGUCAGUAAUUUCCAUCCAAAGUAACUGCUCAAAAUUCAUGACUGUCUAGAAUAUCCUUGCACAAGCCAGAUAUGUACAUAAGCUGUGCAAACUCUCUCUGGGGAGAAGCACAGUUAAAAAUAAAGCUAUUAUUGCUACCACAGAGAGAGACGAUGACAAAGACAAGAGGCUGAGCACCAGGUGCUGUGAGACUGAAUCCUGCCAUGCAGCCCUCCAUCUGAGCAUUGCUGAUCCAGGUGUGAGCAGAUGUGCUCAAUUCUGAGCCCUGUUUGUGUGUCCUCAUCUCCAUCCACACCCGGAGCAGAGCAGAGCAGGGAAGGGGCAGCUUGUGGAGGGGUUUAUCAAGCAUAGCCCUCACCCCAGACCAGGCUUUGAAGGCUGAAGUCCUGGCUCUGUGAGGGACACAGCAGCUUUGGCAUGGGUUUUAGGAUUCCUCCCCUGCCUCCCCCACCCCUUCGAUAUGCUUAUGAGGUCCCACACAUUUAGGCAACUAGUCAUCCUAGGCUCCUAAAUGAAGAAAAAUCUAGGGAAUUUAUACUGGGACGAAAGAGGGACAAGGGGUGGGCAUGAUCUUGCCCAUGUCUGUGCACGCUCAGCUUUGCAGUGGUGUCUGUGGAAGUAUCCUGGCAGAAGCAUGCUCACAGAAUUUUCACAAUUAGUGGCAGGGGGAGAUGAUUUUUUAAUGAAUUGUCAUCACAGGGGACCUCAUUACAGUCAAAACAUUGUACUGCUUUUCUAGUUUUUUUUCCUUAGGCUUCCCCCCUCACCCAAAAUGACAACUGAAAACUAAACUGAGCAGGAGCUGCUGUACAAGCCUGCACAGAGAUGCUGAACCUUAAAAACUAGCUCGCCCUCACAAGGUACCCACGGGGCUGUGCUGAGUGCCCAACCUUGGCAUAACCUGCCUUCUAGUUCUCUUUUUUUUUCUCUGCUGAAAUACCAAUGUGGGUUUUUUUUCUUUCCUUGUAUCGCCAGCCCAGCACUCCCCAGCCCAUGUUUGUGCUCUGGUAUCUCUCUCCACCCUUGAGCACCUAACAGGGACUAAUCCCUGGUUUGUGGCAAUCUUUCCACUACCAUUAGCAGGACUUUCAAAGCAUAAUGAGCUUUAAAUCCUCCUUUUUUUUUUUUUUUUUUUUUUUUUUUUUACCCUGAGGUCCUUACAUUUUGAGUUCCAAGUUUCAAGGUGUCCCAUUAGCUGAAAAAGCACCAGCUGGUAUAAUUGUGUUUGUGCAACCCUCGUGGAGAAGUUGGGCAAAACAACUGGUUUUAAAAGCUCAUGUUGGAAAACCCGAUCUACAGAGUAACUGCAGCUUUUGAAUGUAUGUGAUUCACAGACACUGGACUGGGGAGGAAAAGUAUUUUGAGAAAACUCUUUUUUUUUGCAAGGAAGAAAUUGGGGGAAAGGGUUAUUGCUCGGGUGAUGUUUCUUCUGUUACUACUUGCUGCUGUUUGUACACUAGCCAAUGCAAAUGACAUUCAUGUUCCCGACAAUAUUUUUGAACAGCCCAGCUAUGUUUUUUGCUGUUGUUAAUAUACUGAGGAUUUGGGAGGAUUUUAAAUGCCUCUGCCUUUCAGGAUUAUUUCUACAAAAGCAAUUGAGAACUGUAUUUUGACAGCAGGAAGCUUAUAAAAACCUAGAGAAAAAAAAAUCUAAAAAAUAAAGCAUUUGAAACCGAACAGCUAUGAAAGGAACGCACCUCUGCUACCAUAUCUGAAAUCUGCAAAGCAAUCACGAAUUACAUCAAGGAAGGACCAUCUUUCUACUGAAAAUCACACAUCAGUUUGUACAGAGUGGAUGCUCCCUUGGCCACCUGUGUGACUGCCCAGGAGGAAGGCGUGGGAAUGCUUUCGUUAAUCGUGACUCCCCUGUCACUCUUGGACGUUGCCGUGUGUGGUCGGUUGAAAUUGGUUUAUCUGUAGCGAGCUUCUUGUUGCACUUUUCUGUUUGCUAAAAUUCAACAACAAGGAAAAUCAUGAGUCACUUUAAAGCAUUGGCAGACAACUGUUUCUAACCCAAAGGAAAAUGGGUUUUAGCACAAUGAACUGUACUUCUUCAGGGAGGAUCAAUGUUGAUUUUUUUUUUUUUUCCACACGUCUUUAUUUACAUGUGGCUAUAUUUUCAUUGAUACAGAAUAAAAAGUGCAUUUUAUUGACCUUGA
Corvus hawaiiensis (hawaiian crow) is the source of this 15440-nucleotide messenger RNA. RefSeq names its product potassium voltage-gated channel subfamily H member 5 (gene KCNH5). Bases 43 to 3012 code for a protein of 989 amino acids. Gene Ontology annotation, cellular component: membrane. Gene Ontology annotation, biological process: potassium ion transmembrane transport; regulation of membrane potential. NCBI's taxonomy places the organism in Eukaryota, Metazoa, Chordata, Aves, Passeriformes, Corvidae. Gene Ontology annotation, molecular function: voltage-gated potassium channel activity. The record is from RefSeq and is a predicted model, not a curated record. The transcript has 11 exons.